This is a messenger RNA of Alnus glutinosa, 981 nucleotides long. RefSeq lists its product as uncharacterized. The transcript is spliced from 3 exons. NCBI's taxonomy places the organism in Eukaryota, Viridiplantae, Streptophyta, Magnoliopsida, Fagales, Betulaceae. The record is from RefSeq and is a predicted model, not a curated record. The coding region runs from base 1 to 981 and encodes 326 amino acids.
AUGGGAUGGGAUGAGAUUCUGUCCCUUCCUGUACAGAUUGCCUGUAUACAGUUGCAGAUGGCGAGAUGGGAUGAAAUUCUGUCCCUUCCUGUACAGAAUCCUCCAACCUUGGAGUUUUCUUCUGCUGACCUUGGUGGUCAAAGGUGGAAGGUUGGCGUGACAAAACUAAUAGAGUUGUUGUAUUGGUGUUCCUUUGGUCCUGAUGACCACAGGAAGGGUGGCAUUGUACGACCCAGUAGGACUACUUAUGUCCCAAAGAAGAAAAAUGCUGGCCGGCCAAAUACUAAGAGAGGGUGCACCUGCCACUUUAUCGUGAAAUGCUUAAUUGCUGAACCAUCAGUAGCGCUCAUCAUAUAUGAUGACGAUAAGCAUGUAGAUAAGAAGGGGUUGCCAUGCCAUGGUCCACAUGGCAAGAAGGCUGCUGGAACGCGUGCUAUGUUUGCCCAAUAUAUCUCAGAGGACCUCUGUUUGCGUGUCUUAUCUCUACUAUAUGUUGGGGUUUCUGUGGAGACCAUAAUGCAAAGACACAAUGAAUCAGUAGAGAGACAGGGUGGGCCUUGUAACCGUGAUGACCUUUUAACCCACCGGUAUGUUCGGAGACGGGAGAGGAGCAUCCAACGUUCUACAUAUGAACUGGAUGCAGAUGAUGCAGUCAGCAUCAGCAUGUGGGUUGAGAGUCACCGGGAUUAUGUUUUCUUUUAUGAAGAUUUCUCUGAUUCCGAACCUAUCACUUUGGGCAUUCAAACAGAGUGGCAGUUGCAACAAAUGAUUCGAUUUGGCAACCACAGCCUUCUGGCUUCUGAUUCAAGGUUUGGAGCAAACAAAUUAAAGCAUCCCAUUCACAGUCUUGUUGUAUUCAACUCAGACAACAAGGCUAUUCCUGUAGCUUGGAUAGUAGCACCAAGGUUUGCUAGUUCAGAUGUGCAUAGAUGGAUGAGGGCUCUUUACAACAGAGUUCGCACAAAAGAUCCUUCUUGGUAG